GCCACAAGUCUUUCCGCCUUCCCAGCCUGGAUGGGAGCUGGGGGAUUAUGGGGGCCUGACCAGAAAAUGAAGGUUGUAGGAGCCUAGAGCCCCAAGCAGCCCCUGCCACCUCCCCUACCACCUGCUCAUGCUGACGUCUACCGAGAAGACAAGAAAGAAACCUAUCUGCUCAACAUGCCCAGCACUCUUACCCCCCAGGGGCCCUGAGCUUCCCCCUUCCAGAUGCCUGAUGGGGCUGCAUGCCUGUCUAGAUGUGGCGCUGGGCACUCUCUCUCGCACUCAGGAAAUUUCUUUCUCUGUCCUAUGCCCGAAGCCUGAAGCAUGAGGGCAGCUGAGUGAUCCUGCUGGGUGUGGGAUCCUAAUGCCUCUGGGCUACCUUUCCUAAGAAGCCUGCCCAUCACCACCACCCAAAGAGUUGGGGAGGGGGGAGGGGGGAGGGGGGUGGAGAAAAGGGGAGGAGAGGGAUCUAGAGAGGGACUGAGGGGGUUGGAGGCAUCAUGGCUCAAGUCCUGCCCUGGCUCUUGCUAUGGAUGGGCUCAGGGGUGCUGUGCACCCAGCCAGGAAUCCGGCUCCCCCUGAAGAGUGGCCUUCCCUUGGGUCUCCGGCUGCCUCGGGAGGCCAUCGAGGAACUAGAUGAGCCCAACCACAGAAGCAGUUUCGUAGAGAUGGUGGACAACCUGAGGGGCAAGUCUGGUCAAGGCUACUACGUGGAAAUGACAGUGGGCAGUCCUCCACAGACGCUCAACAUCCUAGUGGACACAGGCAGCAGUAACUUUGCAGUAGGAGCUGCCCCCCACCCUUUCUUACAUCGAUACUACCGGAGACAGCUAUCCAGCACCUAUCGGGACUUACGGAAGGGUGUGUAUGUGCCCUACACCCAAGGCAAGUGGGAGGGCGAGCUGGGCACUGACCUAGUAAGCAUCCCUCAUGGCCCAAAUGUCACCGUACGUGCCAACAUCGCUGCCAUCACUGAGUCUGACAAGUUCUUCAUCAAUGGCUCUAACUGGGAGGGCAUCCUAGGACUGGCCUAUGCUGAGAUUGCCAGGCCUGAUGACAGCCUGGAGCCCUUCUUUGACUCUCUGGUGAAGCAAACACAAGUACCCAACCUCUUCUCCCUACAGCUGUGUGGCACAGGCUUCCCAAACCUCAACCAGUCUGAAGCAAUGGCCUCAGUUGGUGGGAGCAUGAUCAUUGGGGGCAUUGACCAUUCCCUGUAUGUGGGCAGUCUGUGGUACACACCUAUUCGACGAGAGUGGUACUAUGAAGUUGUCAUUGUUCGGGUGGAAAUCAACGGGCAGGACCUGAAAAUGGAUUGUAAGGAGUACAAUUAUGACAAGAGUAUUGUGGACAGUGGCACCACCAACCUGAGACUGCCCAAGAAAGUGUUUGAGGCUGCAGUGAAGUCCAUCAAGACAGCAUCCUCGACAGAGAAAUUCCCAGAUGGCUUCUGGCUAGGGGAGCAGCUGGUGUGCUGGCAAGCCGGCACUACUCCCUGGAACAUCUUUCCAGUCAUCUCACUCUACCUAAUGGGUGAAGUCACUAAUCAGUCCUUCCGAAUCACCAUUCUGCCACAGCAAUACCUAAGGCCAGUGGAGGACAUUGCCACAUCUCAAGAUGACUGCUACAAGUUUGCCAUCUCACAAUCAUCCACGGGCACUGUCAUGGGAGCUGUGAUCAUGGAAGGCUUCUAUGUUGUCUUUGACCGAGCCCACAAAAGAAUUGGCUUUGCUGUCAGUGCCUGCCACGUGCAUGAUGAGUUCCGGACAGCAGCAGUGGAAGGUCCCUUUGUUAUCGCAGACAUGGAGGACUGUGGCUACAACAUUCCGCAGACAGAUGAGUCGACCCUCAUGACCAUAGCCUAUGUCAUGGCUGCCAUCUGUGCUCUCUUCAUGCUUCCACUCUGCCUCAUGGUGUGCCAAUGGCGCUGCCUCCGCUGCCUGCGCCGCCAGCAGGAUGACUUUGCUGAUGACAUCUCUCUGCUCAAGUGAGGGGCCCUCCAAGGCCUCAUAGGCCCUCUAUGGCUGUCUACUCUGGCCACAAGCAGGAGACACGGAGGUAGAACAUGUGACCAGAGCACCUCAGGACCCUUACCCACCAGCCUGCCUAUCUUGACAGGGAGAGAAUCAGAAGAUACUGGCAAGGUGCGUCCCACAGGGAUAAAGUCUUAGAAGGGGGAAGAGGAAAGAAGGAAGCUCUCCAAUGGCAGGAAACCCUUUGGUCACUUCAAACCUCAGCUAGGAAAUUUUCUGCUGCUUGAAACUUCAUCCCUAAAAAUUUCACCACCUCAACCCACAUCCUUCUCUUUUUCUUAUUCCCAGAAUUGGUACCAUCCCCAGGCCUUGCCCUGCCGAUGUCCUGGGAUUAGACAUGGCCCGCCCUGGUUCUCUUCAGCAGGGGCUAAUGUACAAUAGCCCCUUAUUUUUGUGUAGAACCUACAUAAGCAACCCUAAUUUGACUACAGGGGUGAAUUUUUUAAAAUUUGUGACUAGAUCGGGGUAUUUAAGUGAUUUUUAUUGGGGGUGGGGAGAAGGGAGGACAGGCUAUGGUAAAAAGGGCAGACAGAAAGGGAAAAGAGAAGUUGGGGAAAAGCAGUAAAUGGGAAGAACAGUCCCAGUAUUGGGCCUUGCCGUCUACAUAGGCUACCAUCUCACAUAUCUCAAGCAGGAAGACCCCAAUUUGGUAAGGCACUCCACUUGUCAUGAAAGAAACAGACUGGCCCCCACACCAUGGCCACUGAUACUCCCUUUCCUAUUCCUCCUGAUUGAUUUCAAAGUAAACUCAGAAGAAAUCCUUGCAAAAUUUGACCAGAGUCCUCAUCAUUGCCUUCAGGAAAGAGCAACUGGAUUGCAAAUCGAAUUUCCCCCACUGAGGUCCACUUGGCAAAUGACUUUUUUCACUGCCUGGACCCUCUGUUCCCAGAGCACUGCUAAGAUUUCCCAACCUCCUCCAUUCCCCUCCUCCCAUUAUGUCAUGCCCCCAGAGAGAAUAAAUGGAACAAGGCAGAGCUUGGCUGUAUUUCUUGAGCUACCUAAUAAGAGGGUCUCAUCUCUUUCCCUUCCUUCUCACCCCUUUACUGAGACACAAAGCUCCCAGGGAUCCUCUAGAAUUCUGCAGGCUAGGGAGUUAAGUGUAGGGAUGGGGGACUUUCCCCUUAGUCUUUGAAAAGAGAAUCCAGGACUUUCAGCAAGUAUGGAGUUGGGACCUUGGACCUUGAUCUCCUUUGUGUUCAGCUAUAAAUAGGUAUCAAGCAUCUACACCUUCACUAUCCCAGACCUUUCUCACCAUCCUAACAUUUUCCCCUCCUACCCCCAUCACAUUCAGAUGGAUGAAGCAUCUUCCAGUGCCACUGGCAGAGUACUGACAGCUCUCAAAACUCAGUGCUCCCUGGUCCUGUCCUGUUGUUGUCUUUAGCACCAAAGCUGUCCAGAGAGACGAUAGCAGCCUCCUCCUCACAGCUUCAUUUCAUUGUAGGCUUUUUCUUCCCUGAGUGCCAUUCUUUCUCCUGGCUCCUUGGCUCCCCUGCCUAUGUGUUAUAUUGCCACCUAGGGUUGGGCACAGGGGGAACAAGUUCAUCCUUCCACAGCUCAGAGGACCUGCUGUAGUAUUAGCAGGAGAUGAGAAGGAAAAUACAAGUAACCUCCACUCCACCUCAGCCCCCCUCAAAGGAAGCUUUCUCCUCUGCACCACUUUUUUCUAGUUUAACCCAUCCAGUCUAGAUGGGGGCUGCCUGGCUCCUUUUCUGUGGGUGUGGGGUGAGGCAUGGGCAAGGGGAGAAGGGGAGAAAACCCAUGGGGGCUUACUGGAGUUUCCUGUCUCAGCCUGGCUACUCUGUGGACCAGAGCCCCAGUGAGCUCCCCACAAGCCAAAAGCAAAUUCAAUGAGAAUAAGAGACCACAGCUUCUCAUUUCUCCACCCACACUUGCGGUUCCUUUCCUUUCACUGCACCUGGUGCUGCUCUGGCUGAUGGGGAGUACCCUGUACCGCACAGAACUGAUGGCAAGAUCUCAAAAGACUGCUUCCUCCCAGCUUGAGACUUUACUUGGGUGUGUAAAUAAACCUUUGGGAUUACUAGUGUGUAACAAAAAUGCCAAGUUCUGCUUCACAAUCCCUACCCAAGGCUGAGAAAAACUGGUUUUUUCCUAGCUCUUCCCAGGGCAUAAAACCAACAACUUUGGUUAGUUGGUCUUGCAGCCCUCUUGUUAUUUUUUUAAAGAGAAAACUGGUUGUACUUAAUUCUUCUUUUUACAAUUCCCUUCUCCCAUGUUGCCCUACCAACCUUGAACGCUUAAAUGUAAAGAAAAUCCCACUCAGUAUCUGCUUCUUGCUUGUAAGAUAUGUAUGUAUAUAUCUAUUUUUUAAUUCUACCCUCAAAAGCCACUGUCUCAUUUUCAAUCCUGGCCUACUCGGGUUCCACAUUUGUAGGCCAGCAGACAAGAGGAUAGAUGGAACUUUGGUGUUGCUUUAUAACAGUUCUUAAGACAAAAGGGAAAGAACUGAGCAACACUGAGGUCCUGCUUCUCAUACCAACCUCUCCAGAAGCACUUGUCAUCUUGCUAUAGGUUAGGUUAUCCAAGGGCUUUUACUGGGGGAGAGGGGUGUUAACCCCACUACUCUAUACCACACUCUUCAUUGUCUCCACUCCCAUGGCUCUAAAGGCUUUCUGGAGAUAACUAGAAGUUAUUUUGUUCUUACCCAAGUUAACUUCCUAGCCUUUUAGAAAUACUGAGAGGCAUCAAAGGUGGCCCAGAAGCUAUGGGGCUCAGGGGAGGCAGAAAGCUCAAGAAUAAAGAGAAUCACGAAAUGAAGAGAACAAGGAAUUGAUCUCCAAUCCUACCCACCAUAUUUUCUGCCUCAGACAAAGGAGUCAGAGUAAAAAGCCAGUUGUUAAGAAGGUAGACAUCAACAUUAACCAGAGAAAUCUGAAGGAGGUAAAAAUGGAGGACAUGAGCCCUGUGCACUGGAGCAGCCUCCUCACCUCUGAUCCAGUACAAUAGCAGACCAUUUGAAAAAUGCCAAAAGUGACUCAUCCAGGCCAUUUCCUUGACCUGAAAGCCAGACAAUGAAUCUUGGCAAGAGAGACAAGAAAAGGGAAAGGAGAGAGAGGACACCUGGGUGAACAGAUGGGAAGGGAGGUAAGAAAGAUAGCAAACAGUAAAAAUGGGAAAGAUGCAGAUGGAUCUGGAGGAAAAGUCUUCUGCCACCCCUGUCUAAUCAGUAGAGAGUGAUUACUACGAGGCUCCAGCAAAAUAAAAUAUAGCCACUCAUACUGACCCAAGUAAUGGUGUCAGUAACUGGUGACUUUCAUACGGGAUCAGACACUUGAGAGUUGGUGUUUGGUUUUCACCUGGAUGGAUCCCAUUAGGGAAAGAUCUAGCAUUAUAUAUCCCGUCAGAAUGGGAACUCAAUGGCUUACGGUAAGAUUCAGAGAUCUAACAGAGGUAUGAUUUUUCCCAAUAUGGAAUUAGAAAAAACCCAGAAGAGACCAAAGGGCAAGGUGUAGUACUGGCCAGCACAUGGAUGGCUAAAUGUAAAAUGCAACCUGGAAUCUAAAAUCCAUGACAUGAAGAGGUUUAGUUUCUGGUGGCCUCCCUUCCUCAUCCUACUCUGGUCUCCAUUUUCCCCAAUUACAGAGAACAUAUGCCCCCAGUAGCACUCUUGUUUCAAAGAUUAUAAAAACCACCCCAAGAUAAUUCUGUAGGUGAAUUUGCACACAGAUCUCCUCACCCCAGUGCCUACUCAGAGCUCACCCAAGGACACCAAACAACUUGGUUGUGAACCAACUGCCUUAACCUUAAGGGGGGGAGGGGGGAGGGCUAUAAAUCUGGGAGACCAGAAGCAAAGGAGAAGGUGAGGACUUUACAAAGUUGGUCUGUCAGAGAUAGGGCACAGCCUAAGUCAAGGGGGCAAGGCAUAGGAGAAACCUAUAGGUUGUGCUAACCUCUGCACAGACACCUGUACCCAGGAAGUAGGGUGGCAAGGGGAAUAGGGGGAUUUGACUGAUGUUGUUAUUCUCAGACUGUGAAUUCAAUUCUGCUGAUGUAAACUGCAAUAUUCUGUAAACCUAAUGUCUACGUAAAAAUAAUGAUCGUUAACACAGUAAAUUAUUCGAUCUAAAGUCAAA
Trichosurus vulpecula (common brushtail) is the source of this 6121-nucleotide messenger RNA. It is a transcript of the gene BACE1, whose product is annotated as beta-secretase 1. Lineage: Eukaryota; Metazoa; Chordata; Mammalia; Diprotodontia; Phalangeridae. The transcript is spliced from 9 exons. Gene Ontology annotation, cellular component: endosome; trans-Golgi network; membrane. Bases 498 to 1988 code for a protein of 496 amino acids. The record is from RefSeq and is a predicted model, not a curated record. Gene Ontology annotation, molecular function: aspartic-type endopeptidase activity. Gene Ontology annotation, biological process: amyloid-beta metabolic process; membrane protein ectodomain proteolysis.